Penicillium argentinense is the source of this 1575-nucleotide messenger RNA. It is a transcript of the gene smp3, whose product is annotated as glycosylphosphatidylinositol-alpha 1,2 mannosyltransferase smp3. Gene Ontology annotation, molecular function: alpha-1,2-mannosyltransferase activity. The transcript has 4 exons. Gene Ontology annotation, biological process: GPI anchor biosynthetic process. The record is from RefSeq and is a predicted model, not a curated record. Bases 1 to 1575 code for a protein of 524 amino acids. NCBI's taxonomy places the organism in Eukaryota, Fungi, Ascomycota, Eurotiomycetes, Eurotiales, Aspergillaceae. Gene Ontology annotation, cellular component: endoplasmic reticulum membrane.
AUGUGGAGACGAACCUACCUGCUCUUGCUGCUCAUCCGUGUUUACUUUGCGCUCUCGCCCAGCUACCUCCACCCCGAUGAGAAUUUCCAGGGCCCCGAACUCUUUGCCGGUCGCAUCUUCUCCUACCCCUCAAAACUCCCCUGGGAAUUCACAACCACCCAGCCCAUCCGCAGCGUCUUCCCACUAUGGCCAAUCUACGACGUCCCGAUGAGCCUACUAAAAUGGUUCUACACGGAGAUCGGGUCCGGCAACCCGCCGCCACAGCUAGUCUACUACGCCCUGCGCGCGGGCAUGUUCCUGCUGAGCUUUGUACUAGAGGACUGGGCCGUGUAUGAACUGGUGCCGUCGCCGCGGCACCGGCGCGCGACGGUCGUGCUGGUCGCCUCGUCGUAUGUCACCUGGACAUAUCAGACGCACACCUUUUCCAACGCCCUCGAGACCUUGUUGGUGGCUUGGGGUUUGGUUUUGAUUCGGCGUAUUGUCGAGAAUAAGGAACGCUCGUCCUUCUUCUCCUACGCCGUCUUCGCCUUCAUCGCGGUCGUCGGCGUCUUUAACCGGAUUACCUUCCCUGCCUUUCUUCUCUUCCCGGGUCUACAAUUGCUGCCUUAUUUCCAGCGCAAACCCUCCGCAUUCGCAGCAAUCCUCACCUUCGCCCUCCUCUUCUCCCUCAUUGCAAUCCACAUCGACACAACCUUCUACCGAGAAAACAACUCUCUCCUCCAAACCCUCCACGCCCCCAUAAUAACCCCCUUAAACAACAUCCUCUACAACACCAACACAAGCAACCUCGCAACCCACGGCCUCCACCCACACCACCAACACUUCACAGCCAACCUCCUCCAACUCCUCGGCCCAGCCUACAUAGCAAUGCUCCUCUCCCUCUGCACCUUCCCCUUAAACCUCCGCUGGAUCCGGAACGUCCGCGCCCUCUCCGCCCUCUCCGCUACCCUCCUCCUCUCAAUCUUCCCCCACCAAGAACCACGCUUCCUCCUCCCCGCCGUCCCGCUCCUCCUCAGCUGCGUGCGCAUGCACCGCUCCCGCCUCUUUUUAGCCGUCUGGAUCCUCUUCAACGCGGCCAUGGGCUUCCUAAUGGGCGUCUACCACCAAGGCGGCGUAGUCCCAACACAACUCGCGAUGCGCGGUAUAAUAAACACCAACACCGCCGCGCAGGGGAUCACCACCCGGGAAUCAAGCGUCUUUUGGUGGAAAACAUACUCCCCGCCUCAGUGGCUUCUCGGCGCAGACGAUACCACCAGCAUCAACACGAUCGACCUAAUGGGCGUCCCGGGAUUGGAAAUGCUCUCCACCCUCGAGAAUACCGUCCCGCCCUGUCCGCUUUCUUCACAUAUUUACCUCGUCGCGCCUACAUCUGCUACAUUCUUGGAUUCCUACGUCGCGGAAUCUGCUUCUGAAACGUCCAGUCAGGACCUCCGCCUUUACCGCCUCUGGUCUUAUCGAAACCAUAUCAAUCUGGAUGAUCUAGAUUUUGUCGAUGAUGGUGUUCUUGAGACAGUUAAGCGGGUUGUUGGGAGACGGGGGUUGGGGGUUUGGUCUGUUAGGAGGAGUUGCAAAUAG